This is a messenger RNA of Clonostachys byssicola, 981 nucleotides long. The record is from the annotation of a GenBank genome assembly. Lineage: Eukaryota; Fungi; Ascomycota; Sordariomycetes; Hypocreales; Bionectriaceae.
AUGGCUUCUCUCAUCAAAGUACUCUUCGUCGUGGGCAACAACGAAAGCCUGAGACGAAAACUCCUGCGCUUCUGGGACGAGCUGACCUCGACCACGGGCUGGAGACUGACCGGCUACGGAAGCUGGGCCGUGGAGGAGGGCUCCGUGCCGCUGCCGGGCCUCAUGGUCGUGACGGCCAGGGAGACCAGCUGCCUGCAGUGCUUCCCGGCCUCGGCGGAGGCGAUUCUGCUCGCCCACGACUUCGUCCGGGUCAGGACGAUCAUGGGACACCAGUCGGUCAACGCGCGGUACUUCAGGGCGCCCGGGGGAAUUCUCCCUACCGUGCGGCGUUCCGCCCUCCCGAACCAGGCGCUGAACUACCCCAGCAUGUUCAAAGUCGUCCUUGGCGGGCAGUCUGCGAACCAGGCGGUCCCGCGGGGCAGGUGGCAAGGGUUCUGGUACAGGUUCACCGAGACGCGAACCUGGCAGUGGACCAGGUUCACGCACUUCUCCUUCCAGAACGACACGGUGCUGGUCGCGGCGGCGGCGGAGGAGGCGUCGGGCGCCAUGUACACCAUGGCGCAGGAGAUACUGCAGGCUCACGGGUUCAGAGCAACGCUCCCCGAGACGGCAGUGAUCCCGGAGUUCCAGUCCCCCGCCGACAUCCCCGACGUCAAGCUGAACGACUUCCUCACGCACCCCAGGUCAAGGCUCGUCAAGGUGUUCUUUGUGGAUGGCACGGGCCCGGGUGUGCUGCUGCCCCGCCCCAGGCUGCGCAGGUUCAUGGAUGCUUUGGUGGCAUCCGAGGCCGGCAUGAGAGCCGGAUACAACUGGAACUUCUCCCGUGAUCAUGAGAUUCUCUUCUCUGCAGGGUCCGACGUAACCUGCUUCAACGAACUGGCUCGUCUCCUCCGGAAGAAUGGUUUCGCUUUUCUGGGGCAUCGAGAGGAUGUCCCGGCGUUCCAGGCGCCGCUCAUCAUCCCCGAGUUUUGUGCCCUUUAA